Molecule: messenger RNA, 3191 nt
Organism: Rhopilema esculentum
Lineage: Eukaryota; Metazoa; Cnidaria; Scyphozoa; Rhizostomeae; Rhizostomatidae
Product: V-type proton ATPase 116 kDa subunit a 1
Biological process (GO): proton transmembrane transport; vacuolar acidification
Cellular component (GO): plasma membrane; vacuolar proton-transporting V-type ATPase complex; vacuolar proton-transporting V-type ATPase, V0 domain
Molecular function (GO): proton-transporting ATPase activity, rotational mechanism; ATPase binding
Source: RefSeq, a predicted model, not a curated record
CAGUAGAGAUAAUAGCCAACCGAGUGACCCAAGCUGGAAGCUUGGUCUUGUGACCUGCAAGCAAAAAUCGUUGAAAUUUGUCGAUCUAAAGAAUCUAGGGCUGCAAUAACCUUGUUAGAGGGAAGAAGAAAUUUCGUUACGUGAAUUAGGCUAUUAUCAGUACCCAAAAUGACGUCUUUGUUUCGUUCAGAAGAGAUGACUUUAUGUCAACUGUUCCUCCAGUCGGAGUCGGCCUACGCCUGUGUCAGUGAACUUGGGGAGUUGGGGCUGGUGGAAUUCAGAGAUCUGAACCCUGAUGUCAAUGCUUUCCAGCGAAAAUUCGUGAAUGAAGUCAGAAGAUGUGAUGAAAUGGAAAGAAAACUGAGAUUUCUUCAAAAGGAGAUUGAGAGAGCUGAGAUCCCAAUUGCUGAUACAGGAGAAAACCCUGAUGCGCCACAUCCAAGAGAAAUGAUUGACCUUGAGGCACAGUUUGAAGACUUGGAAAAUGAAAUGAAAGAUAGCAAUGCUAACUAUGAAGCAUUGCAAAGAAGUUUCUUAGAGUUGACAGAGCUAAAGCACAUCUUGCGAAAAACUCAGACAUUUUUUGCUGAGGCCGAACAACAUGUCCAACAUCAGCACAUUGGCGAUGGCGCUCAUAACGCAACCGAAGAAAUGACCUUACUAGGUGAAUCAGAGCUAGCUGCUACGACUGCAGCUGGUCGUUUAGGAUUCGUUGCUGGUGUCAUUGCACGAGAGCGUGUCCCGGCAUUUGAAAGGCUGUUGUGGCGUGCUUGCAGAGGUAACGUAUUUUUCAAGCAAGCGGAGAUUGAAGAGGCUUUGGAAGACCCAGGGACAGGCGAUGAAGUGCACAAAUGUGUGUUUAUUGUUUUCUUCCAAGGAGAUCAGCUUAAGAUGCGUGUGAAGAAGAUUUGUGAAGGGUUUCGAGCCACACUUUAUCCUUGUCCGGAGUCACCAGCGGAAAGAAGAGAAAUGGCAAUUGGUGUUAUGACAAGAAUUAAUGAUCUUCAAACGGUGUUGACGCAAACAUUCGACCAUCGCCAUAGGCUUUUGCAAACAAUGGCAAAGAAUAUGAAUGUUUGGUUCAUUAAGGUGAAGAAGAUCAAGUCAAUUUACCAUACGAUGAACAUGUUCAACUUGGAUGUGACUCAGAAAUGCUUGAUUGCUGAAUGUUGGUGUCCAGUUGAUGAUCUUGAUAAGAUCCAAUUGGCCAUUAAAAGAGGAACGGAGCGAAGUGGCUCUUCAGUCCCCUCCAUAUUAAACCGAAUGCACACCAAGCACGAACCACCAACAUUCAAUCGUGUGAACAAGUUUACCUCUGGUUUCCAAGCAAUUGUUGAUGCAUAUGGUGUGGCUAAUUACCAAGAGGUGAAUCCAGCACUGUUCACUGUCAUCACAUUUCCAUUCCUAUUUUCUGUCAUGUUCGGUGAUUGCGGACACGGCCUUAUCAUGUUGGUUUUUGCACUUUGGCUGGUUCUGAACGAGAAGAAGCUAGCUAGCUUCAAGGAAGGCGGAGAGAUGUUUGAUACCAUCUUCGCUGGCAGGUACAUAGUCAUGUUGAUGGGCCUCUUUUCAAUCUACUCUGGUCUUAUAUACAAUGAUUGCUUCUCAAAAUCGCUCAAUAUUUUUGGGACCGGAUGGGCUGAGUUUGGCAACAACGAGCUUUACAGUUUGAAGUAUUUGGAACAUCAGGUGGAGUUAAAAGUCCCAAAUUUGAUUUUGGAUCCAAAAAAUGUCACUCGCGAUGUACCAUAUUACUUUGGCAUUGACCCGGCAUGGCAGCUCGCAACCAACAAACUCAACUUCCUGAACUCCUUCAAAAUGAAGCUCUCUAUCAUUUUUGGUGUGAUUCACAUGACAUUUGGUGUUGUCCUCAGCCUUUACAAUCACAAACACUUUAAUAAGCCUGUGAAUAUCUUUUGCGAAUUCAUACCACAAGUUUUGUUCUUGAUGUGCAUCUUUGGCUAUUUGGUUAUCAUGAUUUUCUACAAAUGGAUUGCUUACAACACACACAGCAAGAAUCUGCCAAGCUUGCUGCUAGCAUUAAUUGGAAUGUUCCUGAACUUUGGGAAGGCCAUCAAGCCAGAAGACCAGCUCUACGCGGGACAGCAAUCAGUCCAAACUCUCCUCGUCAUUGUGGCAGUUUUGUGCAUUCCGUGGAUGUUGGCUGUCAAGCCAUUUUACUUGCGCCACAAAGCAAAGAGCAGUGCGAGCUUCAAAAAGAUAGAGAGCAAUGCACCAGUAUCUACAAACAAUGGGGACCAGAGCCACCAUAACGAAGAUGAGUUAAUCCAUCAUGACGACCAACAUCUCAUUGCUGAAGAUGAUGAGGAAGAGGAGUUUGAUUUCGGUGAAGUAUUUGUUCAUCAGGCAAUUCAUACCAUUGAGUACUGCCUCGGGUGCAUCUCAAACACUGCCUCGUACUUGCGUCUCUGGGCUCUUAGUCUUGCACAUGCCCAAUUGUCCGAGGUGCUGUGGAACAUGGUCUUCCAGAUGUCGCUUAAAAGAACAGGGGCCAUUGGCUUUAUUGCAAUUUUUGCCCUGUUUGGUGCAUGGGCUGUUUUGACAAUUGCAAUUCUCCUUGUCAUGGAAGGCUUGUCUGCUUUCCUCCAUACUUUGCGUUUGCACUGGGUGGAAUUCAUGAACAAAUUCUACACUGGACUUGGGCAUAAGUUUCAGCCGUUCUCGUUCAAAUUGAUUCUCUCUGGCGAGGUUGAAAUCUAGACAUCCUAAAGAAGCCUUGUAUUGAUUAUGGAUUGAAAAUUUAGAGCCAAUCUUGCUUUCUCCAUUUACUGAGACCAUUUUUCUUUAAAAUCAAUCAAAGGAGCUGCACUUAAAUGAUUUGAACGUUGGCAUAUUCAUUAUGCUGCUAAAAAUGUUGCCAGCUGCGCUAUUAGGUUUUUUCAUCAACAGUACUUACUGGUUAAUUGCGUAACCAAUGCCUGUUCUUUGAUUCAGAUAAAACAAACCGAAGCAAAAUAUAACCCUGAUCAUCUUCCUCUGUGCUAAAACCUUCCACUAAUAGUGAUGUUUCUUUUAUGAAUACACGCCAACUAUUACUAUCCCAUCCUUCUUCCCACAGCAUGCUCUGAUUUAGAAAAAAUGGUUUUUGACAUUUUCACCUUUUUUUGUCGGUUUAUGUUCAGUUUUGAAAUUAGAAUGAAAUCAUCAGCUCUGUUGAAAAGUAUAAUGAA